AUGGCGGCGCCCGCUAAGAAAGUGUUCGAGGUGUUCGUUUCGAAGCUUCCAUGGACAGUCGCUAGCAAGGAGAUGAGGGAGUACUUUGGACAAUUUGGACAAGUCAAAUGGUGCCGACUCCCAUUUGAUAAAGAAACUGGCUUCCACAGAGGAUUCGGUUGGGUUGGAUUCAACUCGGAGGAGGGACUAAACAAUGUACUGCAGAAAGAGCCACACAUACUAGAAGGAGCAAAGCUUCAGGUUCAGAAGAACAGGCAGACGUUUUCUGGAUGGAAAUCAAUCAAAAAUGAAAGUGACUGA
Nerophis lumbriciformis (worm pipefish) is the source of this 300-nucleotide messenger RNA. The record is from RefSeq and is a predicted model, not a curated record. NCBI's taxonomy places the organism in Eukaryota, Metazoa, Chordata, Actinopteri, Syngnathiformes, Syngnathidae.